AUGGAUUUCUUUGAAAUUUUAUCAUAUUUAUUUAUGCUGUUGUAUAGUUUAUUCGGUAUUGGUUGUGCACUUAUUUUCAUUAGUGUACUGAUUAUUUAUUGUCAAUGUCGUACAAUGACUAUUUUCCUUGUAUUUAAUUCAAUAAUAGCUGGCUUUAUUGUUAAUAUAGUCUGUGUUUGUCAAGUGAUGUAUCAAUUAACUAGUGAUGGAAAUGAUAAACUAUGUGUAUUGCGUGGUUUUCUUAUAGAAAGUGGAUGUGGUCUUCUCUAUCAUACAUUUUGUGUUCAAGCAUUUUAUCGUCUUUUUUCUACAAUAUCUAAACGACGAGAAUAUCUUCAAUCGAAAUGUUCUAUUAUAUUUAUUGUUUUAUUACAAUGGUUAAUUUCAUUUACUUUUGGUCUUCCAAUUCUAAUUGGUGAUCGAAUCAAAUUUCAAAUGGAUUAUCGUAUUUGUCAAAUAUCAAUGCAUGAUCUAUAUGGUUUUAUUUAUUUUUCAAUAUGGAUUUAUAUUUUUCCAUUAAUAAUAAUUAUAGGAAUUUAUAUUCGAGUUUUAAUAUAUAUCAAACAAAAUCCAUAUUGUUUAGUUAUUCAUCAAAAUAUAUUUCAAUGA
Rotaria sordida is the source of this 609-nucleotide messenger RNA. The record is from the annotation of a GenBank genome assembly. Lineage: Eukaryota; Metazoa; Rotifera; Eurotatoria; Philodinida; Philodinidae.